GGGCAACACUCCAAUCAUAUUUAAGAGCGUCAAACAGAUAAUCUGGAUCAACACUGAGGGAAUGGUGCAAUUGGAUUCUAGACAUCAUAGCAGGACACCAGGUACACAAAGAUGAAGACAGCUACAAAUAUUUACAUCUUCAAUCUUGCACUGGCAGAUGCUUUAGCCACGAGUACGCUGCCAUUCCAGAGUGCCAAAUAUCUGAUGAACACCUGGCCCUUUGGAGAGCUGUUGUGUAAGAUAAUUAUAUCAAUUGAUUACUACAACAUGUUCACCAGCAUCUUCACUCUCACUAUGAUGAGCGUUGAUCGCUACAUUGCCGUCUGCCACCCCGUUAAGGCACUGGAUUUCCGCACACCCAUGAAUGCAAAGAUUGUUAAUGUCUGCAUGUGGCUGCUGUCAUCAGCUAUCGGAGUCCCUGUCAUGGUCAUGGCCAUCACACGCCCAGAUGAUAACGGCAGUGUGAUGUGUGGCAUUCAAUUCCCAGAGCCCAAAAGAUACUGGGAAAAUGUAACCAAAAUUUGUGUCUUCAUCUUUGCCUUUGUCAUCCCGGUGUUGGUCAUUACAAUCUGCUACAGCCUCAUGAUCCUGCGUCUGAGAAGCGUCCGACUCCUCUCAGGCUCCAAAGAAAAGGACAGGAACCUGCGGAGGAUUACACGGAUGGUCCUUGUGGUGGUAGCCAUCUUCAUCAUCUGCUGGACACCGAUUCACAUCUUCGUCAUUGUCAAAGCCUUAGUGAAAGUUGGCUCAAGUCCCUUGAUUUCGGUCAGCUGGCACUUCUGCAUUGCUCUGGGGUACACUAACAGCUGCCUCAACCCUGUGCUCUACGCCUUCCUGGAUGAGAAUUUCAAGCGGUAUUUCCGUGAGUUCUGCCUGCCCCUGCGUACCAGGUUGGAAGAGAAUAGCUUCACCCGAGCUAGAAAGACCACCAGGGAAUCGGUUUGCGCCUGUACCCCCUCUGAGAUGGUCAACAAGCCAGUAUGACUAGGCGUGAACAAGCCCAGAAAGGGCUCACACUCUGUGAGAGAACAGGACCUGAAUUCUGAAGUAACACAAAUCACAACGGAGUUUUAACCAUUGUUAUUUCAAAUAAAUUAUGAUUGUAAUUUAAAUCUUUAAGGAGGAAAAUCGAGGCAUUUGCGUACUUGCCUCAGUUUUCCAGGGAGUUUAGUUCACACUGUAAUCUAGUUAGAAUUUCAUUUACAAAGUUCAAGUGAUUGCUUGUAACAAGGAAAAUAACUUAGCAAUUAUUUUUACAUAGGAGGCUUACAAACACGCACGCACGCACACACACACUGCCUUUGGCACAAAGGUAUACUUUUUUUUGAAGAAGUUGCCUUAAUUCAAUGUGUCAGGCUGUUUUACUUGGUGUUAAAUGUUUUCUAACCUUUUUUGGAAAAGUGGUACUACACAUAAUUUAUUUUACAAUUACCAUAAUGACACAGGUUCUAUUAUAGUUUAUAGUAGUCAUUAAUUAAAUGUAUCUCCCUGCAUUGAGUUAUGUAGAUGUUUUUAUAUACUCAUUACACAGACUUAAUUGUCCUAAAGCAAUGUAGGCAGAUCUGAUAUCUCCAUUCUUGCUGGCAGCCUUUUAUGAAACAAUCACCUUAUUUCCUUAAGAGUCGUUCUCAACCCAAAAGGACAUGCAAAUGCCUCAUUUGGAAAAUGAGGAAAUGAAUUAAAAGGAAUUCCUUCUGUUUCUCUAUGGUAG
Messenger RNA from Hypanus sabinus (Atlantic stingray), 1711 nucleotides. RefSeq names its product delta-type opioid receptor-like. Gene Ontology annotation, molecular function: neuropeptide binding; G protein-coupled enkephalin receptor activity. The record is from RefSeq and is a predicted model, not a curated record. Bases 112 to 984 code for a protein of 290 amino acids. Lineage: Eukaryota; Metazoa; Chordata; Chondrichthyes; Myliobatiformes; Dasyatidae. Gene Ontology annotation, cellular component: neuron projection; membrane. The transcript has 3 exons. Gene Ontology annotation, biological process: neuropeptide signaling pathway; G protein-coupled opioid receptor signaling pathway.